AUGCCACCGGAUCGGCCGCCAGAUCGGCCGCGGAUUAUCCUCGAGAAAUCCAGCACGGUGCGCCGCCGAUACCAGCGCAGCAACAAACGGCUCAAAUUCACCGCCAAGCAAAUAAAGCAGAUGGAACGCGAGGAACUAUUGGAAAAACGGGCAAAGGACAUACGCGAGAAGGAAAAGAGACGCGUUGCCAACAAGAAGAAGAAAAUUGAGCAAGAUGCGAAGGCUCGUGAGGAGGCAAGGCGGCAAGGCUUGCCUGAUCCCACUGCGGGCAAGAUCCCGGCUAGUCAGCCGCUACUCUCGAAAUUCUUGGGGUUUAAGAACAAAGCUUCUCCGUCUGAAAAACCUACUGAAUCGUCGCCUGAACCAACGCCUGAACCUGAACCUGAGGCUGAACCCAAGCCCGAGCCCGAACCUGAAUCCGACCUGGAAUUCGAUUUUGGAUCGGAAUCUGAACUAGAAGGUCUGAUUUCUGAGCCUGGUAUUCCUGAACCCGUUAUUCCUGCGCCCGUGCUGCCUGCGCCCGUGAUGCCUGCGCCCGUGAUGCCUGAACCCAAGCCCUACAGCGACAAUGGACACAUCGAGAGCGUUAGUCAAGAUGGGGACACCGAGCCAGACUCGGAUUACUUUGAUGACAUAGACGAAGACUUGCAGCGCGAACUCUCUAUCCUCCAGAAUGCUGGCAACUGGAAGGAUUCCAACUCACAUAAUUCCGGUCAAAUUAUCAAGAAUACCAUAAAAACGGCCAAUGAUGAUGAUGAUGAUGAUGAAUUCUCCGACUGCUCCGCGUUUUACGACGACGACAUCAUAAACAAAGCCGAAGCAGCUGCAGUCACACAAGCAAGUCAUACUGACACCAACCAUACAUUAUUACAGCCACCCCCGAGUGCUCAUCCGAAGAAUAUCGCCAGCCUCGUGGCUUCGUUCGGUGAUUCCUUCAACGACGAGACUGCAGACUAUCUGGAAGAUGUCUUCUCACGCGGUUGCGGUGACUCUUUUGGAGAACUUAUGGAAUUUGGCACCAAGCCUCAACAAGCGCCCCUUUGA
Penicillium odoratum is the source of this 1044-nucleotide messenger RNA. RefSeq lists its product as uncharacterized. Bases 1 to 1044 code for a protein of 347 amino acids. The record is from RefSeq and is a predicted model, not a curated record. Lineage: Eukaryota; Fungi; Ascomycota; Eurotiomycetes; Eurotiales; Aspergillaceae. The transcript has a single exon.